Messenger RNA from Caenorhabditis angaria, 536 nucleotides. NCBI's taxonomy places the organism in Eukaryota, Metazoa, Nematoda, Chromadorea, Rhabditida, Rhabditidae. The record is from the annotation of a GenBank genome assembly.
AUGGCCGCUUAUCGAAUUGAACAUUGCAAAAAAGCAGCGGAAUUUUUCAUCAAAUUCAGUAAGUUUCUUUCUAAAGGUUUGGGAGAAUUAACCAGUUUAUUGGAUUUUUUUGAAAAAUUUUACAAACUUUCUUCAUAUCAGCAAAUUUCAAGAUAUUUUGAGCUUAUUAAAAUUAAGGAGAAGUUGAAAUUUGUUUUUUAUGAUCUGAAAAAUUGUGUUUUGAGUUUCAGAAGUUGUCCUAUAAAUAUUAACUUAUUAUAAAUUGACUAAACAUUAAUUUUUGAGACACUGGCAGCAAGGCAUAUCUCCAAUACCACAAUGACGAUAAAAACCGAAUUCUCGACUUCCAACAUACCGUAACUCCACAAGAUCAACAAGGAAAAGGAAUUGCGAAACUUCUUGUUAAAGAAGGUUUGAAAUACGCGGCGGAAAAUGAUUAUUCAGUUAGGCCAAGUUGUUGGUAUGUGGCAAAAUAUUUGGAUAGUGAAGGAGCGACUGAAGAGGAGAAAAAAGUCGAUAUUAGACAUAAAAUUUAA